CGGUGGGAAAUGCGAACAUAUUUGAAAGCAACAGCAAUCAAGUGAAAAGCAAGGCCUGUCCCGCCCAGCUCAGCUUAUAGCUCAGUGACAUCCUUGCCGGCAAUUUGCAAGCCAACUCAGAGAUCUCCUGCCAUAGAAAACAGGAAGUCCUUUGUAAAAAGUCGAAAUUUGAAAAGUGCGCGUAAAGUACGUAAAUAAAUUUCAAAAAAAAAAAAAAUGCCUUUUGCAAAUGAACAACUGAAGUCCGUGGCCAACGAGCAGUUGACCAAAUCGGAGACAAUAAAGCUGCGCAACCAGCAUAUCGGACAAGCCUGCCAGCUGUUCUAUCGCUCCGAUCCCCUGAAAAUUGUGCGCGGCCAAGGUCAAUAUAUGUUUGACGAGGAGGGAACCCGAUAUCUGGACUGCAUUAAUAAUGUGGCUCACGUGGGUCACUGUCAUCCGGAGGUAGUGCGUGCCGGGGCCCUGCAGAUGGCCACCAUUUCCACCAACAAUCGCUUCCUGCACGAUGAACUCGUCCAGUGCGCCAGGACCCUGGCCAGCAAGAUGCCGGAACCACUCUCCGUCUGUUUCUUUGUCAACUCCGGGUCGGAGGCCAACGAUCUGGCUCUGCGUUUGGCCAGGAAUUUCACCAAGCGCCAAGAUGUCAUCACUUUGGACCAUGCCUAUCAUGGACACUUGCAGUCGGUAAUGGAGGUGUCUCCCUACAAGUUCAACCAGCCCGGUGGCGAGAAGAAGCCCGACUACGUCCAUGUGGCCCCCUGCCCGGACAUCUACGGCGGACAGUUUACGGACAAGAUGCAUCCGGACGCGGAUAUGGCCGCCAUGUAUGCCCGGCCCAUCGAGGAGAUCUGCGAGAGGCAGCUGGCUAAGGGCGAGGGCGUGGCCGCCUUCAUUGCCGAGAGCCUGCAGAGCUGCGGCGGACAGAUCCUGCCCCCGGCGGGAUACUUCCAGGCCGUCUACGAUGCGGUGCGCUCCACCGGUGGCGUCUGCAUCGCCGACGAGGUGCAGGUGGGAUUCGGCCGGGUGGGCAGCCACUACUGGGCCUUCGAGACGCAGGGCGUUGUCCCCGACAUUGUCUGUGUGGCCAAACCGAUGGGCAACGGCCAUCCCGUGGGUGCGGUGGUCACCACGCCGGAGAUCGCCCAGGCCUUCCAUGCCACCGGAGUGGCCUACUUCAAUACGUACGGCGGCAACCCAGUGUCCUGUGCCAUCGCCAAUGCCGUGAUGCGGAUCAUCGACGAGGAGAAUCUCCAGCAGAAGGCCCACGUCCUGGGUGAAUACCUGAUCCGGGAGUGCAAUAGCCUCAAGCAGGACUUUGAGUGCAUCGGGGAUGUGCGCGGCGCUGGACUGUUCGUGGGCAUUGAGCUGGUGCGGGACAGGGAGGCCCGUACUCCGGACAAGAAGUCCGCCCACUGGGUGGUCAAUCGCAUGAAGCAGCUCCACCACGUCCUGGUCUCCUCCGACGGUCCCAACGACAACGUGAUCAAGCUAAAGCCGCCCAUGUGCUUCAACCGGGAGAACGCCGAUGAGUUCCUCCUGGCCUUCCGGGAGUGCCUCACCACCCUGAUGCAGGAACGCCUGACCAGCGCGGCCAUGGCCAGCGCCACCACUACCACCAAUGGUGUGAUAGCCACCGCCGCCGAGACUUUGGCAAAUAAAACGAAACUCUUCGAGCGCCAGGAUCGUCUCAUCAAGUCUGUCUGAGGCAGUGCAUCCAGCUGGUCCUCCAAAUCCAGCAUCUCCUCCAGCAUCUCCUCCUCAUCCUCGCCCUCUUCGUCUGUUUCGGCUGCUAUCGGGCACAAAAUAGCUUUAGCCACCAAGGAUAUUUAAAUUAUUCCAAGCCACAUACCCCUAUCCUUAAUUCUAAAUUCUUUAAUCUUUUAAUGAUUUAAUUUCUGUUUUUUUUUUGUUCGGAUAAGUCUCAGUCUUAGGGUUGUUGAAGCUUCAAAAUUAUUUUAAGAAAAAGGUUAUUAUAUUAUUUUCAUAACAACCCAUUAUUCGCAUCUGAUAUAUACAUACACUGAUAAAAACAUAUAUAUAGAGAACAUUAUAUAGGGCAUGUAUAACCAUUA
This is a messenger RNA of Drosophila bipectinata, 2072 nucleotides long. Its product is annotated as alanine--glyoxylate aminotransferase 2-like. Lineage: Eukaryota; Metazoa; Arthropoda; Insecta; Diptera; Drosophilidae. Gene Ontology annotation, molecular function: pyridoxal phosphate binding; transaminase activity. The record is from RefSeq and is a predicted model, not a curated record.